AUGGCUGAAACAGUCUCGCUCUGUCUAUCCUACAUCACUGAGUCAUCGAGCGAAUCCUUGAAAUCAUUUGACAGUAGCGCCGCUGCCGCUGAUGAUGCAAUCAACCUGCUCAAAGCGAAGGCUAAAAAUAGGAAUGUCGAAGCGUUGAAUGUUCCAUCGCUGGCUUAUCCUUUUCCUGUUCAGUGGUUAGAGAUACUGUUCAGCCUGUAUACGGAUAAGCAGGAACCAUCAACACAGAUGGAUCAGAAGCUUCUUGGACGAGAGACCAAGAAGGCUAGAAGUGUUGCCAGUACUCACAGCGUUGAGAGAGGAGAAUCUUCAGGUACUCAUACUUCUUCUCACAAGUCAACAGAAACUGCCAUGGAAGCGAACGCAGCCGGUGGUGUGAAUUACCUAGUUGAAAGUGCCCAGAGGUCGGUUCCGACACAGCGACAAAGAUCACCUGAUGGGAACGAGGGCACAGGUGACGACAUCGAGCUUGAAGUCUUGAUCAAACGUGCUUUCAGACUCUCGUUAACCGAUGGAUCAGAGUUUACCAGGCUCACUGUGGCAGAAUCCCUGUAUACAAACAAGGGCAAAGAACCUAUUCGGCCUGCCGUCACAGAGACAAAUUUCCUUGACACCAGCAUCUCUCAGCAUGGCGAAGAAAGCGCGCUAAGCAAUACCAACAAGAAGAGGCCGCUACGGUCUGCCCUUAAGACAAAGUCGAUAUCUUCGACAAGAUUCUCAGCAAAGAGACACUCGUCCACUUGUUCAACGGAGUCUGAUCAGUUUACAGCAAAAACGACGGUUCAGUUUGAAUCUCGUGAGGUUGGAAAACCAAUCGGACUUCAUAAAUCUUACAGUAAGAGCAUUGAAUCGGAUGAUGAAUGGAAACAGGAUCGUAAUAGGUCCGACGAGCAGGAUUCUGAGGAUGAUAUAUCUGAUGAAGGAGAUCAAGAAUUGCAACACCGACUUGAUCUCAUUCUCAAAAACAGUCCAGCGUCAGCCAUAACCGUGAAGCCAUAUACAAGCCCUAUGACCGGACAAGAUGUCUUUCUGUUCAACCACGGCAUUGUCAUACCAAUUAAAGACGUAAAUAAGCUUGUCUACGGCGUAGCUAUUCCCGGGAAAAUAUACCGGCAAAAGAAAAACCGAUACCCAUCCACCUUCGCAUUUCUGGUGACAUUGGCGAAGGCGAAUCUCGAUAUCCUAGACAUCGGAACAGCGAAUGACGAUUUCAUCCACGCGUUGAUCUUGGAUGACGCCGAGGAAGCUUAUGGAAAGUCGAAAUACGGGGAUUAUGCAUGGGCCGGUAUCACAAAAGAGCGAAAAAGUCGAUAUGAUCCAGAUACCCAAUUUCGGUGGUCCAUUUUUUUCCCGUCACAGUGGCGACGACAUGGUCUUGUUUUGUUGGAAGAUCAGAAUCCCCCCGAAAAUAGUUGUAAAUUCCGAAUAGUGACCUUAUGCGGAAAAGUGUUACAUCAGUGGUACGUGCGAUGUGAACCGCGAAGAGCCUUUGGUCCACGGGAUAUCAUCGCUAGAACAUCAUGCGGCGAAGACGAUACUUGCGAAUUGUCAUCUAACUGGGAGCCCGAGAGCGGACCGAGGGCGCACAAUGACUCCAUUAAGCGCUGGACCGAAAUCGAUCCGGAUCGAGAAGGGGUUGGCCUUCCGGAUCUAUUCCACCCUUUCAUGAAGGUUUGGAUUAUUGAAGGGCCUCCAAAGGAAGAGCCACCGCCGGGCUGUAUGAAAAUAAACUGUGUCACACGAUGCGGGCUUGUAAAAAGCAAAAUCAGACUUCUCUGCCCCCGACACAUCUCCAAAACCCCGAAAUGCAUUGGUGGCGAAUUCACCAUGCUCAUUGAUAGAGGAUGCGCGCUUCGCGACGAUAUUGACCGGUGUGACGAAAAAUCCCUGUGCGAAGGUUAUCUCGCCUGGUUCGAUGCUCGACUCGGCCUGCCAUUAGAAAACUUGUCUGUCAAGCAGGCCAAUGACCUCGACAGAUUGCAUACUACUCUUGUGUCGGCGUACAAAAAUGAGACAAGGCUCAUGGGUUCGUUCCUGAAACAUAAAGAUAGCGAAAAGAAAUGGCGUGAUGUGAUCUACAACCAUGUUGACUACUAUGAGAUGUUGUUUAGAUGGGGGUUGAGGGGCAUCCAAUAUCCAGAGGGUUUAUCCGUGGUACGAGCAGAUGAAUCUGUGCUGAUGGGGUGA
This is a messenger RNA of Talaromyces amestolkiae, 2196 nucleotides long. RefSeq lists its product as uncharacterized. Lineage: Eukaryota; Fungi; Ascomycota; Eurotiomycetes; Eurotiales; Trichocomaceae. The record is from RefSeq and is a predicted model, not a curated record. The coding region runs from base 1 to 2196 and encodes 731 amino acids. The transcript has 3 exons.